This is a messenger RNA of Sphaeroforma arctica JP610, 156 nucleotides long. RefSeq lists its product as hypothetical. The record is from RefSeq and is a predicted model, not a curated record. Gene Ontology annotation, molecular function: ubiquitin protein ligase binding. NCBI's taxonomy places the organism in Eukaryota, Ichthyosporea, Ichthyophonida. The transcript has a single exon. Gene Ontology annotation, biological process: ubiquitin-dependent protein catabolic process. The annotation marks the transcript as partial.
AUGAUGCUGAAGCUCAAAACAGAAUCGGGCACACACUACACACAAAAAUUGGAUCAGAUGUUCAAAGACAUGUCCAUAUCAGAAGAGACCAAUAGGGCGUUUGCGAGUUUCUGUGCGGAUAAGAAGGAUACGAAAAACGAGGACGGACUACUGGAU